AUGAGAAUUGCAUUGUUUGGCGCAACUGGUGCUACAGGAGCUCAUUUUUUAAGACUCGCGCUAGAGAAAGAUCAUGAAGUUGUCGCGCUCGUCAGAUCGCCGGAGAAGAUCAAAAUCGAAAAUCCAAAGCUCAAAAUCGUCAAAUGCAACAUCUUCGAUCAAACAGAUCUUGCCCAGCAUCUCGCAAAUUCGGACGCUGUCGUUUCCUGUCUCGGCGGUUUUCCGAAAAAUCCUGAAACAAAAAUGACCGACGGGUAUUCCAGGUCAAUCGGGCCAAUUACAGGAGCGAUGAGGACGCAGAAUAUUACAAGAAUUCUUGUCAUGGGAAGCUGGUACAAUAACAACAACGGUUCUGAUGCUGGAUCGGGUCUUGGCGGCUAUUUUUUGCGAUUUUUCCUUUCAAGCAUCAUCGGUCGAGUUCUCGAAGACAUGAAACGAAUGCGCGAAAGUCUCAGAAAAGACGCGUCCGACCUCGCCUGGACGAUGGUCAAUCCACCUGGCCUAACAAAUGGACCGCUCACGGACAGGAAAAUGGAGUAUGAAGUGGGUGAUAGAAUGGAUUCCAGAAAAGACAAAGGGGUUCAAAGAGUGAGUCGAGCAGACGUCGCGAAAUUCAUGCUUGAAACGGUCGAGCAGCCGCUGGAACCGUCAUCUGACAUGUACCAAGCGCAAAUUGCCAUUGGUUAA
Molecule: messenger RNA, 687 nt
Organism: Oikopleura dioica
Lineage: Eukaryota; Metazoa; Chordata; Appendicularia; Copelata; Oikopleuridae
Source: the annotation of a GenBank genome assembly